CGUGCUGCGAGCCCGGGCGGGCGGGAGGCGGCGGCGGCAUGCGGCUCGCUGGGCAGCGCCCGUCGCGGGGCUGAGCCGGGGCGGCGCGGGCGGCCGUGCAUGUGUGCCCCCUGCCAGUGCGUGCGGCGAGGUGGCGGCGGCGGCGGCGGCGGCGGCGGCGGGAGGACGAUGAAAAUGCUCCGGUUCCGGAGCUCGAGCAUCAGGUCCCUGAGCCAGAUGAAAUGCACCGUGCGGAUGCUGGACGACGCCGAGGUCUCCUGCCAUAUCCAGAGGGAGACAAAAGGUCAGUUUCUCAUAGACCAUAUCUGUAACUAUUACAGUUUGCUGGAAAAAGACUACUUUGGCAUUCGAUAUGUUGACCCUGAGAAGCAGCGGCACUGGCUCGAACCCAACAAGUCUAUCUCCAAGCAAAUGAAAUCUCAUCCACCAUAUACCAUGUGCUUUAGAGUGAAAUUCUACCCACAUGAACCCUUGAAGAUCAAAGAAGAGCUCACCAGGUACCUUUUGUAUCUUCAGCUCAAAAGGGACAUUUUCCAUGGCCGUUUGCUGUGUUCUUUUUCUGAUGCUGCCUACCUGGGUGCCUGUAUUGUCCAAGCUGAGCUUGGCGAUUAUGAUCCUGAUGAACACCCAGAAAAUUACAUCAGUGAUUUUAAGAUUUUCCCCAAGCAAUCACAAAAGCUGGAAAGAAAAAUAGCUGAAAUGCAUAAAAAUGAAUUCAGAGGUCAGAGUCCAGCUGUUGCUGAAUUCAAUUUACUACUGAAAGCACAUUCUUUGGAAACGUACGGUGUUGAUCCCCAUCCUUGCAAGGAUUCAACAGGGACCACUACAUUUUUAGGAUUCACAGCCACAGGCUUUGUCGUUUUCCAGGGAAAUAAAAGAAUUCAUUUGUUAAAAUGGUGUGAUGUCUAUAAAUUGAAAUUUGAAGGGAAGACAUUUUAUGUGUUUGGAGCUCAGAGAGAGAAAAAGACAAUGUUGUCAUUCCAUACUUCUACACCAGCAGCCUGCAAGCACCUUUGGAAGUGUGGGGUGGAGAACCAGGCUUUUUAUAAGUGUGCAAAAUCCAGUCAGAUCAAGACGGUGUCCAGCAGCAAAAUAUUUUUUAAAGGCAGUAGAUUUCGAUAUUGUGGCAAAGUUGCCAAAGAAGUGGUUGAAGCAAGUUCUAAGAUCCAAAGGGAACCUCCUGAAGUUCACAGAACCAGCAUUCCCCAGAGUCAUAGCUCUCACUCCUUGAACAAACAGCUCAUAAUCAAUAUGGAACCUUUGCAGCCCCUUCUCCCUUCUCCAAGUGAAGAGGAAGAGAUUCCAUUUGAUGAAGGUAUCCAUCUGCCAAAGGAAGAUGAGAUCUCAGUUCCUGUGAUAGCCAGCUCCCCUGUUAAGGAUGCUGGGGAGAGCAUAGAUUUCACAAUUGAGGAGGAAGAGAAAAUCAAAGAGGAACCCUUAACCAUCUCAGAACUGGUGUACAACCCAAGUGCCAGCUUGCUACCCACCCCAGUUGAUGAAAAUGAGAUUGAUAUGCUCUUUGAUACCCCUUUGAGGGCAGAGAAUGACAAAGAUGACACUGAUUCAUUUGAGGAACUGGAAGUGGAUGAAAAUGCAUUUUUGGUCGCAGAAGAAGAGGAGCUGAAAGAAGCCCGGAGAGCACUUAGGUGUAGCUAUGACUUUCUGAUGGGCAACAUACAGGUCAAUGCCUUUGUGAAGAGUUUCUCCAGACUUCUUCUCGUAGGUCUUGGACUGUUGCUGUUUGUGUUCCCCCUUCUCCUUGUUCUCUUGGAGUCAGAUCUCAAUAUCUCCUUUCUCCAUGAAAUUCGUCAGACACCAGAGUUCCAGCAGUUUCACGUUGAAUAUUACUGCCCUCUCAGGCAAUGGGUUGCUUGCAAAAUAAACUUUAUUUUUGACAUGCUGGGCAGCUCUUAAAUUUAAAAAAAAUGCGAGACAACUAAGGGCUAUAUUCAAAAUAUCAGUUAGUGCAAGCUUCUCAUAAUGCUUGUGGGGCCAUCAGCAGGUAGUUGACUUCAUUUUCAGCCCAUAAGACUGCUCAAGUUCUUAAGUUUACUUUACAUAAAUAACUGCUUUCAUUACAGGCUUAUAAGGUGGCCUUUAAAUAACCAAAAAGAGGUUUUAUUUUUAUUGCAUUUCAGAUUUCCUGAGUCAUCUAUUGUAUCACACCAUGCACGACUGGGUUCAUCAUUUGUAACCUUACAAGCCAUGACAUUUGGAGUCUGAAAUUUAGUGAGAGAGGUGUUUUUGAAUAUAUUCCUUAGUGUAAGAAUCUCUUCUAACCAAUGCCUAUACAAGCAAUGUUUAUGCUGGGUUUUGUUUCUUGGUUUGUUUUUCUGUUUUUGUUUUUUUUUUAACGAUUUGAUGUGUUUAAAAUAUUUUGGUAAAUUUUUAGCAAUUGAGAACUCCUGAAGUUAUUUAAAUGUACAGAUUGGUAAGAAUAAUGCACAAGGGGAUGUAUGGGGAUUUUUUAAUGUUUUAACAAUGAUUUGUUUUUAACAUAUUUUGGCUGGACAGUAUCUGUUAUAGCUGGAUACAAGUUGGCCUGUGGUCUGGGCAAAGUACAGUAAGUUCGCUCAAGUUUAGUGGGGGCUGCUGAGGGGAGAUGAAAUGACACAGAAUCAUCAAAUAUGCUUCUAAAUGGCAUAGUGCUAAAGAUUGGGAAGGUGAAUAUCAUUGACAAAAUGAUUAUCCAUCUUCAUCUGCAUCCUGUCAUCUAAUUUUUCAGUCAGUGCUGCAGAAAAACCUUUAAGACAGUCCAAGCAAGUGUCGUAAGAGGGUGUGAUGGACCUUUGAAAUAAAUGUAGAUUAUUGUACAUAACAUGGAAACCUGAAGUGAUGGUAAGUACCAAAAAUUGCUAGCUAGACCAGUAGGUGAGUGACCUACUUUUUUUUUUAAUGGUCUUUUAAACAGUGAAGCUUUAGACUAUACAGUUGAUGUGAAGGUCUUCUAUGAAUAAUAAAAGGAUAAAACAUUAUUAAAAGAAACAUACUGGUCCCUGAUUCCCUUUCUUAUUAAUCUCAGAGAAUCCUCAUUAACUGUGUUGUCAUUUCCUGUGUGUGCUGAUUCUUACCCUGUAUGUGUGUCAGUGCACUUGCAUUAUUUCCCUCUGUGUAUGAAACUAGUCAUAGGGGUCUAUUGUUGUCUUAAUGUACCAAGGAAUUGUAUAUCUGCAGUAGUUCACAUUACUGUUUAGAAAAUACACAUACAAAAAACCUUGUGAGCAUUGAGAAAAUCAGUAGAUCCCCAAAAGCUAAAGAAAAAUGAAAUUAUAUUUGGAAACUGGAGCAUCAUCAUAGCAGAUCCUUUUUUUUAAAGCAUCACUGUUGAUGUAUUGAUUUUCUUCAAUUUAAGCUAGUGAACUACAGCUUCAGCCUCAUAAUCUCUCCUUGAUGGAGUUCCUUAAGUGGAAAUGUAGUUGAGAAUGUUUGUCAGAACAGUUCUUGUCAUGUUGUAACAAUAGCUGUAAGUCACACAGCGCCAGAUUGAAUUUAUUCUUUGAAAGAGGGAAUCUUAACUCCCUACUUUAUGCUUUCUAAGCCUUUGCACGACCAGUUUGAAAACUGAAAUUUCCCAUGAAGUUGUUUAUUCUUUUUCUUUUCCACCCCUUUUAAAAUGAUAUAGCGUUCAUAGUUUUUAGGAAUUGCUCUUCCUAAUUGUCAACUUCUGGAUUUUUCCCCAUUUCCCAACAAUAAAGGUGAAAUAGAGCCAUUCAGUCUCCUGUCUCUUCAUUCUGUCUUUCUUCAUAAGUCUGUUCCUAAUGAGGAUCAUUAUUAAUUGGUUGGUUGGUGCAUAUUUCAUCUUGUGUAACUUGCAGCUAAACAGUCCUUUCCCUUAAGACAAGAAUCAUCCAGUCCACUAGAACUUUUUACAGCAAACUAAAGUAGACGUAUGACUUUAACAGGAAUUAUUUCUGUAUAGUUCAUAUUCAUAUAUAUACAGAUAUAUAUAUAUAUAGCUUCCUGUAUAAAGUUGUGAGCUGAGAGUUCCUGGAUGGUGAUGGUUAUAAGAGCAGGCAACUUGCUAGAGUACAGGGAGAUAGUUCCAUGCCAGGUCCUAUUUAUUAAGUCCCAUAAUUAUAAAAAGUUAGGUCCAGUGUUCUAAAAUGUAGUCUUGUCCAUGUAGAGCUCCAAGAAUUGGAGCAUAUGUUUUGUUUGAUUAAACUCUAUCUGCAAAUGGCUGAGUUGCAUGAGGAAAAGAUAACCUCAGAGAGUGCACAGUGCAGUAAGGUUAUAUGUAGAGUUAAAUGCAAGUGUGUGUGUAUGUGCCUUUACUGUAUGUGUGUACAUAUAGUCCUUGCCUUUUAAAAUUCCUCCUAUCAAACAGGUAACUUUCUGCUCUAUCAGGUAAAUUUUACUGAAAAAAACAUGGAGUUUCUGGAAGAUUUUGCUACAUAUCAGUUGAAAUUUAAAGGACCAGGACUCUAUACACACACAGACAACAUUCAUAAAAAUGAACUGGUAUACAGUAUGGCAUUAUAUAUAUAUAUAUAUAUAUAUAUAUAUAUAUAUAUAUAUAUAUAUAUGUGUGUGUGUGUAUGUAUAUAUGUACAUGCAUACAUGUGUGCAUACACACACACCAAUGUCUUAGUACUCAAGAUGACAGCUGAAUUAUGAAUUAUGUAGGUACAGUAUUAUGUAUUUCUGUCUGCUUGGAAUAUAUUGUAAAAUGUUAUGUACUUGAAAUCUAUUUUGUGGUUUGUCUAAUAUUUAUAAAUGCGACUCUGGGAAGAAUUUAAAAAUGGGUUUAUUUCACUGAAAUGCAAAAGACUUGGGGGAAAUGUACCUGUAACUUGAGCCUUAUCUUUGUACAGUGAAUUUCACAUUUCUAUGUCAACAUCCUGAUUGUUUUGUAUGUUGAUACGAUGGCAGGAAUCCCUAAUAAAAACACACUGGAAAAA
Molecule: messenger RNA, 4898 nt
Organism: Alligator mississippiensis (American alligator)
Lineage: Eukaryota; Metazoa; Chordata; Crocodylia; Alligatoridae
Gene: FRMD3
Product: FERM domain containing 3
Exons: 14
Coding region: 100-1914 (604 amino acids)
Cellular component (GO): cytoskeleton
Molecular function (GO): cytoskeletal protein binding
Source: RefSeq, a predicted model, not a curated record